This is a messenger RNA of Neospora caninum, 7482 nucleotides long. RefSeq lists its product as hypothetical. The transcript is spliced from 3 exons. Lineage: Eukaryota; Apicomplexa; Conoidasida; Eucoccidiorida; Sarcocystidae. Gene Ontology annotation, biological process: protein monoubiquitination; protein polyubiquitination. The record is from RefSeq and is a predicted model, not a curated record. The coding region runs from base 1 to 7482 and encodes 2493 amino acids. Gene Ontology annotation, molecular function: ubiquitin protein ligase activity.
AUGGAACUUGACUGCGAAGCAGAGGGGCCACGGACGCGGGCCUCCGCACUUCCUCCUGCCUCCUCCUCUUCUUCCUCAUCUUCUUCCUAUUCCUCUUCAUCUUCGUCCUCCUCUUCUCCCUCCUCUCCAUCUUCUUCCUCCUCUCCAUCUUCUUCCUCCUCUCCCUCUUCUUCCUCCUCUCCCUCUUCUUCCUCCUCUUCCUCUUCUUCCUCCUCUUCCUCUUCUUCCUCCUCUUCCUCUCCUUCCUCCUCUUCCUCUUCUUCCUUCUCUUCCUCUUCUUCCUCCUCUUCCUCUUCUUCCUUCUCUUCCUCUUCUUCCUCCUCUUCCUCUUCUUCCUCCUCUUCUUCCUGCUCUUCCUCUUCAUCUUCUUCCUCCUCUUCUUCCUGCUCUUCCUCUUCAUCUUCUUCCUCCUCUUCGUCCUCUUCUUCGGCGCGUUCUCGGUGCUGUCUCGUGUGCCGGAGUGGUGGCCUAGCCAGGGGAGGAAGAGCUGACGGGCUCUACUUGUCUCCGUGUUGGCGGGGGUCUUUGCCUCCUACCGUGGAAAGGCGUCUCGACGACCUCGCGAUCAUCUUCUUCGUCCACAACUGCCUCCACUGCGCCUCGGAAGGAGACAAAGAAGAGGAAGGCGACCCGUCUCGGCCCCAGGACGGGAAGCAGACCCGGCGACAUCCUCACGGCGCACCUUCCCCGAACGACUCCCGCCUCUCUUCUUUCCCUUCUUUCUCUUCUUCCACCUCGUCGCUUCCUUCCUCUUCCGCCUGUGGCCGCGCGAGAGCUGCCGCCAGAGAGAGGCCGGCCCCUGCGCGCGGGUCACGGGCGACAACCAGUGAAGGCGAGUUGCGGGGGCGUCAUGACGCAUGCAUCUCAGCCUCUCGUUCGCAGCGGCCGCCGUCGCGCGCUGCCUUGCUCCGGACCUACUGCCAAGGCUUCGCAGUUCUCUUCUCUGCCGGUGAUCUUUCCUUCUUCGAGGGCGAGGAAGAAGGCGUGUGGAGCGAGGACGACCGCCUUUUGCAGUCCCACACGCUGUCUGCCUUCGACGCCUGUUGCCUCCACCGCUUCGUCGCCUCUCCGACUCCGGCUUGCGCGUCUUCUCGCUGCCCACACGCGGCACGCUGGUGCGCUCAAAGAGAAGAGGAGGCGGCGCCGUCUGCGUCGCGCCGUGCCUCCGCGCCUCCUCCGUCCACCUCUUGUUCUCCGGCUUCCUCGUUGCUCUCCGGCUCUCGCGCGCUCCUGCGGCUCCACCAGCAGUUCGCAAAAACACCCACGGGUGUCUGGGCGUGGCGCGCCUUGCAAACGUCGCUGCUGCGCGGCGCGGACUCGCUGGCCGUCUUCUUCGCCGUGUUGAGGGAAACCUUUUCUCUUCUCGAGAAACCGAAUCGACGCUCGCCGCCGCGCUUCGUCAGCGACUUGCUGCUGCCGCUGAGCCGCUGCGGCGCGCCCGCGCUGAAAGAGAGAGCGAGGCGGAGGGCGGCAAAGCGUGAGAGGGCGACAAACUGUGCGGGGACGAAUGAGACGAGGGAGACGAAGCAGGAAGACGCCUGCCAAGGCGGUGGGUGGCGAGAAGGCGACGCAGGCAGUGAGGCCUGUGGCGCUGAGAUGGCGAAGGAGAGAGACAGCAUCAGGGGACACUCGCCUUCGUCUCUCUCGUGGUCGCGCGAAGGCUGCACAUUCGCAGAUUGGGUGGCUGACGCUCUGGGUCCGCUGGCGAGGGACGCGGCGACGAACUUUCAGGAGGUUCUUCAGCUGCACCAUUUCCUUCGGUUCCUUCUUUCGCCUCGCACGGAAGCGAGCACGGAAGCGAGCACGGAUAGUUCGCUUUCGUCGACGCCUGCUUCGCAUCUCUGUGGCCUCGCGUCCUCCUCUUUUUGCCCGUCCUCCGUCGCUGCUUCUUUUCUCCCCUUUUACGCGGAGGCGCUGGAAGCAGUUCCGAACGGCCUUCACUCGUCGAUGGCUACCAUCCGGGAGGCUGCUUGCGUCGGGGAUGUAGAAGCCGCCGCGGGAGCGACGCUGGCUUCUCUUUCUUCUCGUUCUUCUUCUCGGUCUUCUCUUUCUUCGUCUCUUUUCGCGGAGGCCGAAGAGGCGGGGCUGGAGGCCGGCCUGCUGCCGCCGCUUGCCGUGUCGCUUUUGGGGUGGUUCUUCUCCGAAGACGAGGACCAGGAAAGAGAGCUCGCAAGCAGGCAGAUGCUGCAAGUGACCACGUUGCUCCGUCUCAAGUUUUUCAUCAAGAAGCUGCCAGGUGCCCUACAAACGGGACGCCUCAGAGACGCUUCUCGCCUCGUUCAGCAAGCCUUUCAGACUUGUCCCUCCUACGGCGGCGAGCUGAUGCAUGCGGCAGCUUUGAGUCUGAUCGCUGUUCAGGAAGGUGAUCCGGCACACGCUAUCCGUCUCCUCUCUUUCGCUUUCUCGCGGGCGUGUCUUCUUCUUUCUCUUUCUGUGUCUUCCGUGGAGGCGAGUUGCGGGGGGAAGGGCGAGAAGAAAGAAGAGCCGCCACCACUCGCCGGCCUCCACGCGUGCGAAGGGAGCGGCUUUUUCUCGUCGCUCUUGUCCUCGAUUCCUCUCUCGAUCCGGGCGGCGACGCACUGCGCUGGCGCGAGCGGCGGAGACACGCGAUCCAAGGGCGCAUUCUUUCUCUUCAACGCCAGGCAUCCUGUUUCGCCCUCCGCGUUGUGCCUCUAUGUCCUAGGCUUUCUCAGUGUGCGCAUGGCUCGCCUCCUUCUUUCUUUCCCUCACCUUCUCUCUUUCCUCACUUGCGAACCUAUGGACGUGCUGUUCGCUCUCUAUCCCUCGUCGCCCUCUCUCGUUCCACUCCCCGGUCUGCUUCCCGCUUUCGGCUGCAUGCGCUCCGCACCAGCUGGCGAGAGCCGGGACGCAGCGACGGAGGAGCCCUGUCCGCGAGGGAGGGGAACGGUCUCCGCGGCUUGUCGGCCGUGCAGACCGUCUGUCUCCCUCUCGGCUGUCUCUUCGCCGGGGGAAGGGCGAACCAAAACCGAGGCCCCGGGAAGCGGUGCACGCUCCAGACUCCACCCUGGGCCAGCUACAGGAAUCGGAGCUCGGCAUGCGGCUUCCGGCUUGCGCUCGCGGUUCCUUCUCUUCUCGCCCGCACAGACGGCCCGACUCGGCUCUGCCGGCGCCUCAGCGGCGGAAGGGGAGGAGGCAGCGUCUGGGCAGAGCGAGGCGCGGGGAUUUGGGGUGCCUCGCGCAGAGAGAGGAGCGAGCGCGGCCCUCCCGUUCUCUGCUUCGCUUUCGCCCUUCACCGAGGAGUUAGGUUUCACGGGGAACGGAGAGCCUGUCCGGGCUGGGAAGAGGCGAAGAGUGAAUGGAGAGAGCAGCGUUUCCGGCGAGGCAGGCGACUGGAACCUGUGGGGUUCUGCUUUCCGACAGUCUCAGGAUCAGCCUCCCUCCGACAUCGAGGACGGGGAAGGACAACUCGGAGUCUCAUCCCCAGCGCGUCUCAGACACCAGCCUGAGAGGCGCCCAUCCGACGCAUGCAGUCCCUUUUCUUCGGCUUUCCCACUAGGUCGCGUGUCCCUCCUGUCUUCUUCCCCUCUCACGUACACUCCAUCGCUGAGCGCUUCUCUUCCAGUCUUUUUUUGCCACGCCCGAGCUCUGUACGAAAGCAGACUGCGCAGCAAUCGAGGUUCAGUGGCGGGCGUCGGCUACAGCAGCCUUCAGCUGUCCUCGCUUGAGGCGUUUCUCUGGCACGCGACGAAGAGGCUGAAGCGGAAGAGCGAUACCGCGCGAGAGCGCGAAGUGGAAAGAAAGCGAUCUCGAGGCCUCCCGACGGUGGGCGUUUUCGGCGCGAGAAAGCCGGGAGAAGACGAGCGCAUGAGGGGGAAGGGGGAAGGGGGGGAGAGGGACGAAACAGGCCAAGGUCGGGAUGCCUCCUGGUCGGCCGCGUGGAGAAAGAAGCAGCGGGCUCGAAAGGUUUUGCUGGGGGCUGCCUGGACAGCGGCGAAAGAGAACGUACACGAGAGUGCGAGGGAGACAGGCGUGCGGAACCCGUCGGAAAGCCCUUCCCUUCCUUCUCGCGCGUUCAGGAUGAACAGCACGCAGAAAUGCGAGUCGUCUUCGCCGGCGCCCGCUUGCUCCGCCCACACGGCCCUUGUAGCCAGCAAUCUCUUCCUGACGCUUGCGUCGCGGUGUUGUGAGUUGUUGAAUCUUCCCCGCGUUGCGCAGGCGUCUUCGUCUCUCCUUCAGGACAUCGACGCACAUUCGCUGCGUGUUUCUUCCUCUCCGCGUUUUCUGCCUUUCUCUUCGUCCGUUUCCCGAACGUCUCUGCCUUCCGCCCUCCCCGCGUCCAGCGGCUCUGCCCCGGGGAAUCCGCAGUCUUCGUCUUCUCUGACCGCCUCGCGCCCGUUUCCCUUUCGACCUUCGUGCUCUGCUCAGCAGUCUAGCUCGCUUCUUCUUGUCUGUCGGCAGUUGCAACUGAAGUGUCUCGUGGCGUCUCUCGUAUCGGUAUGGAGACAGCGGGACGGGCGAGACCAGACGCGUCGCACGCGAGAGCCGACGCGCCGCUCUCGGGGCCCCGAAGACGAAGAGGCGCAAGCUGUUUCUGCCUCUCGACCGACCUUGUCCCUCCUUUCCGAAAGAGAGCUCCUGCACGCCGUCUUUUCGCUUCUUUCUUCCUUUGUAGGGGUUAGACUGCGGAACGAAGAGCCGCAGGCAUGUCUCCCGGAGCCCGAACCUGGCAAAGGCCAAGGCAAAAACGCCUGCAUGCAGCCCGGCACGUUCUGGACGGCUGUUCGCGUCGCGAAUCUCAGCCACCAAGAAGGCUGGGACGUCCUGACUAUUCUUUGCGCCAGUCUGUCGGCAAGACGCCCGGAGGACCGAAGGGCGGAAGACCUCGAAGGCCGACUCCCUGUUUGCCUCGAGGAAUACAGGCGAGCAGAAGCUGGCCUGCGGCGGGACGGCUGCGCACUACGCAGUCUGGCUUCUCGUCGACGACAAACGCCUUCCAGAAAAAUCAAUGGAGGAAGCAGAAACCAAGAGCUAGGAACAGAAGCGAUCUACAGCGGAGCAUGUGGCGACGCACGCCGAGAGGAAGAGACUGCAGAAGGCACCGAACGGGGCAUCGACAGGAUAGGUCCGGAAGGAGAGACACACGCGGUGGACGAAGCAGAAAUACGAGCAGGAGCAGACGACGGAGUAGGUUGUUUGUCGUGUACAGAUGAGUUGUCGCCUUUUCGACGGUGCCAUCUCGGCCAAGCGCUCCACGUUCAAACAGCCUAUAGGCUGUCGGCGAUGGCAGGAGCGGCUCUUGAAAUCCCCGUCGACUCAGCCCUGCAGGCUUCGCCGGUCUGCUCGUCCCCUAACGGCAUCCAGCUAGCCGUGGGCAGCGGAGAGGGCCAAGGAGACGCCGCGGAGAAAGAAAGAAAGGACAGGCUGCGCCGACACUGCAUCCUCGCCGCCGAUAGGGAGGCGGAGGCUGUUCUCGCUUUUUCUGGGCCGCUGUUUGGCUCGACCGAGGCCGCGGCGGAGCAUUCUUCCGCCUUCGGCGAGGAGACAGCCGAAAGUUUCGCCUUUUUGCAGGCCUUCCCGGCUCUGCGCCGGCUGCUCGCCUUCGGCGGUGGGGGAGAGACAGAAGACAGCGAAGCGCCGGACGGAGGGAGAGACGAGGACGAGUUGUUCAUUGCAGGGCAUCUGCGUCUUCUCCUGGUUCUCGUCCAUCUCCGUCGCGUUUCCCCGAUUCGUCGUCUGCUUCUUCGCCUCGACGACUUCGUGAAGAGACUGGAGGCGAGGCACGGCGUGGGGAAACCCGCGUCGACGAUUACGAGUCAAGGGGAAGUUUGCUUUCUCAAGGGCAUGGCGCUCGCUUUCCUCGCGGGCGAAGAGAAGACACACGCACGCGAGACGCUGGGCAGCGAGAAGAGUCCCCGCACGAGCUGGAACGGCGACGGAGCCAGGCGAGUCUCGACGGCGUGCACAGACGCAAGAGAGAAAGAACAGCGGACAACGAACCAGCGAACGGAUCGGCGACCUUGGUCGGCGUCUCCUGUCCUGGGGUCGUGCCGGAAGUUGACGCUUCCCUUUCCGCUGUCUGGGCAGCCAGGAGAGAGGCACACACUGCCGUUUUCUCCCUCCGGUAGGGGUCAGUCCUACCUUUCGUGUGAGGCGAGAAGGCGAGGCGCGUCUGCAGUCUCUUCGUGUGCUUUCCCCUCGCUUUCGAAUACGCCGAAACGGCCGCGGAGAUGUCUCUCUCCGCGUUAUCGCCAGCCUUCUUCUUUGGAGAGAGGCGCGCAGGCCGAAGCGGAAGACGCCGAGCAAGAAGACGGGGCAGCGGGGUGGAUCCCCUCCACAGAGGCGGCGGCGCCGUCGUCGAGAAAAAAACGCAAAGGGAGAAUCGUCGCACAAGGUGGCCAGGGAGCGUCCCCACGUGCUUUCGCGGGAGGCGCGAGGGCAGCCAAGGCGGAAGGCGAAGACGGGAAAGCCGACGGGACGGAGACAGAGCCAGCAGAAGAAUCUGUCUUUGGGACGAUUUCCGGGGUCGACCAAAGAGGUGACCUGCGCUCCGCCAGUGGAACGCCCUCGCACCAAAUGGGUUUCUGUAGCAGUCGCGACUCCGACGCGUUAUCGCCCUUCUCUGUUGCUUCUUCCGCUUCUUUGGCUUCGUCUCUGUCGUCUCUUGCGCGGCCCCGAUGUCCCGGAUCGCUGGCGUCUGGGUCUCAGCCAGCCUUCGGUCCCUGGAGAGACGCCCCGGAGAAGAGAGCCGCAGGCUCUGGAGCUGCUGAGUGGGGUAGAGACUUCUCGAUGCGCAGUGCUCCAUCCUCGCCUUCCCGGAGAGAGUCUGAGGGGCCGUCCGGCGUCUGUGAAGAGCAGGAAGAAGACGAGGAGCGACGGGCGGCCGGACCACGCGACUCACGUGCUUUGCGGGGUCUCCUUGUCUCACCUGGAGAGUCGCUGUGUGCAUCGCGGCACCGCCUGGGACGAGGCACGGAAGCGCGUCUCCGGACGGAGACAGAGAUUUUCCUUUUGCUGCUGCAUGCGCGUCGUCACCUAGAGCGCGCCCUAAACAUCUGGAAGACUGAGGGCUUCUCCGUCGGAGUCUUUGGAGGCCACCAGCAGCGGACCUGGGUGAAAGACGCAUACUGCGUGCUCUGGGCUGCCUGCGACCACGCGAGGCGGGUGCUCGAGAAGCUGGCUGAAGACGGCAUGGCCGAGGGCGCAUCUGUCGCCUUGCUGGGGCAGGAAUGGGACGUCGAAACGAAGGCGAGGGUCAGCGCGGAUCGCAGAUCGGCGGGUAACGCAGUGCAGAGCGGCGCAGGGAAUACGAUAUCGCAGGACUGCGAGUACCACGAAGACGAAGAAGAAAUUCAGGUCAAGGAAGCUCUCGCACACCAAGUCACAAGAGCGAGACAGGAAACCGUUUUCUACAAAAUGAAACUCGCGGAAGCGGCCGACCCUCACUUUCGCUUCUCCUGUGUCUUUCGCGACCAGCGCGCGAGUCACAUGGCCGAAAACAACAAGGAGGGUGAAAACAACUGA